Messenger RNA from Eucalyptus grandis, 2439 nucleotides. Its product is annotated as probable E3 ubiquitin-protein ligase HERC3. Bases 719 to 2200 code for a protein of 493 amino acids. The record is from RefSeq and is a predicted model, not a curated record. NCBI's taxonomy places the organism in Eukaryota, Viridiplantae, Streptophyta, Magnoliopsida, Myrtales, Myrtaceae. The transcript has 7 exons.
AAUGGCGCCGGUUCCUCCUCCCACGCCCUGACUCUCUCUCUCUCUCUAAAAAGGCCAAGAGAGAGAAAGUCGCCAUUGACAGUGCUGCGAGCUUCCGCUAGAGGGAGAGAGAGAGAGAGCAGGUGGUGCGACAGCGAGGGGGGGAAUUGGCCCCCGUCUAUAAAGAAAGGAGCGAUUUUUGCUUUUCCACAUUAAGUGGAGAACUCGUCAUCGAGCGCUUUGCUUUUCGAUUCCAUUCCGCCCCCCUCGCUUUCCAAGCUACAAAAGCAAGCAAAACUAAAUGUGACCCUUCCACGCACUCGUCAUCUUUCGUUCUUUUUCGGUGGUGGAGGAGUGGGGGGAAGAAGAAGGAGAGAAAAAGCCCACCGGUUUCGCCUUUCUGAGGUGAAGAUCUGUAAUUUCUUUCUUCGGAGGUGGUGAUUGGGGGCCUGAAUUCUCGGCCUGAAUUCUCUCUUCUGAUGUUUUAUUCACAACCAUCGUUCCGACCACCUAUUAAUUUCUCGUCCAGGCCCCCUUGCUCUACUCAAUUUCCUACAUUUUCCUUCCCUCGGAUGUCUUCUUCAUAUGUUGCUUCAAUUGCCUUAGAUUUCGCCUGAAAAUUUGACACUUUCCCGGCGGGUACCACUGCCUCUCUGUUCUUGUUUCCACUUUUUUCUACCAGUUGAUUGGGGGGGUCAUUUUAACUUACCCGUCUAGUUUGACAUUUUGUGGGGUUGAAAUGGGUGAUAGGUUUAGGUCAAUCUCGAUUGAGGAUUUGCCCUCGCAUUUGAUUCUUGAGAUUCUGAGCUGUGGCCGGCUCAGUUCAGUUGAUCUUGUUUUCUUAGAAUUGACCUGUAGAACUUUCGGGGGUAGUCAUGGGCUGCACCCCAGCAAAUUCCGAUCGCUUGUGGAGCUUGCCGCGUUACAGCUCUGCAGUUCUCAUCCUAUUUAUUCCUCGAUGAGUGCAAAAUUGAAAAAGGAGAUCUUUGAUCGAUGUGGUGGCAAUUGGAAGCGGCUUUUGAGGUUCCUGCAAUCUGUGGAGCAAUCCUCCAACAUGGUUGAGACAUCCUCUGGCAACCAGAUGCAGGUUACCACCGGGAAAUAUCAUACAUUACUUCUCCAUGAUUCAUCCGUUUAUUCUUGUGGAUCUAGUCUAAGUGGUGUUCUUGGUCAUGGUGCUGAAACAACACAGUGUGUAGCAUUUACCCCAAUAAGUUUUCCAUAUGCGACCCAUGUAUUACAAGUCUCAGCCUCCCAUUAUCAUGCUGCUUUCGUCACACGAUCUGGAGAGGUUUUCACUUGCGGAGAUAAUUCAUCCUACUGCUGUGGACAUAGAGAUACAGCACGUCCAAUAUUUAGACCUCGGCUUGUUGAAGCAUUGAAAGAAGUUCCCUGUAAACAGGUUGCUGCAGGGCUUAAUUUUACUGUUUUCCUCACAAGAGAUGGUCAUGUCUAUACAUGUGGCAGCAACACAUGUGGACAACUUGGUCAUGGUGAUGCUCUGGAGAGGUGGACGCCAAAGAUGAUUGAACAAUUUGAAGCUGUAGGCCCUGUGGUACAAAUUGCUGCUGGUCCGAGUUAUGUGUUCGCUGUAGUAGAAAAUGGAGCACUCUACUCUUUUGGUUCAGGUUCCAACUUCUGUCUUGGACAUGGAGAGCAGCAUAAUGAGUCCAACCCUCGUCAAAUUCAAUAUUUUAGAAGGAGGGACAUCCAUGUGGUGCACGUUUCUGCAGGUGAUGAGCAUGCUGUGGCACUGGAUUCUAAUGGACUUGUUUACACUUGGGGCAAAGGUUAUUGCGGUGCUCUAGGCCAUGGAGAUGAGAUUGAUAAAACUACUCCAGAACUUGUAGAGAGCCUAAAGGGCCAUCUUACAGUACAGGUCUGUGCAAGAAAGAGGAAAACCUUUGUCUUGGAGGAGCACGGUUGCGUGUAUGGUUUUGGAUGGAUGGGAUUUGGCAGCCUAGGGUUUACAGACAGAGGACCAUCCGAUAAAGUCAUGAGGCCAACAAUCCUCGAUAGCCUGAGAACACACCGCAUCUCCCAAAUUAGUACCGGUCUGUACCACACAGUGGCAAUAACUAGCAAAGGGCAGUUGUUUGGGUUCGGCGACAAUGAGAGGGCACAACUCGGGCAUGACAUGCUGAGAGCCUGCCUGGAACCGACCGAGAUAUUUGUCCAACAAACAGUGGAUGAAACAGGCUGCAGCUCUGGAAUGGAGUAAGACUCUGGCACCACAAUUGUUGAAACUAAUGAUUUUUUUUUGUAUUUAAGUCUGUUAGAUGAUAUGUUUGAUGUCCUUAGUGGAAUUGCAUAAAGCUCCAGUGAGGAACCUUAUGGGGCCAAUCUUGUCUCCUAAAAAAGAUGCUGUACACGAAAUACUCACUUGUAGUUGCUUUCGGCUCAUUAUGCUUCUAAGCCACUCUUUUACAUUUAUGAAGCCUGCUGCCAGGUUUUGCGUCA